GACGAUCUGCAGUGAAUCCAGGCUGCACAUCCCGGGGAAAAAAAUAAAAUCCAAACUGCACAUCAGGGCAAAAACAAAAGAAUAAACAAGACUGCACAACAUUAUCUCUUCAUUCAGCUUUCUUAUGACCAUGGUUCUUAUGUAUCUUUGCCAAUGACCAUGGUCUGCAUCGUGGCGCACUAUUCUUACGCCGGAGAAGAACCAACUGCCCUUUUCACUCCCACCACCUGCAACUCUUUUCUUCUCUCACCAAACCCCCUCCCCCAAAAAACUGCAGAUUUCACAUUUUGCCACAGCCAGGUUUUUCUCUCGUCUCCCCAUCUCCUCGAGUAGAAAAACUGGCUUUGACUCUUCGUGUCUGAAUUCUGUGUUCUCAAUUUGAUGGUUUAGCUGCCGAAGGAUAUCUACGGCAAUUGACAAACCUUUCUUUGUCAUGGAAUAUGAUUGUGGAUGAGUGGGACGAGGAUGAAAAGGAGAGCAACAUCAAUCUAUUGAUCAGAUUCUUGCAGAGCAUGUUCGAGAAGGUAUCCAAGCGCGUAAAGAAGACCUCUCGCCGCAUAUUGCCUACAGCCAUCGCCCCAGCCGGGUAUCAGAUACUUUCUUUUUAACCUGGUAAAUGAUCUUACAGCUUCUGCCUGGGGAUGGUAACAGUUUGAAUGUAUUUUCCAUGGUCCAGUUUGCAAGAUUUUUAAAAGAAAGUAUAUCAUUAGUU
This is a messenger RNA of Rubroshorea leprosula, 712 nucleotides long. NCBI's taxonomy places the organism in Eukaryota, Viridiplantae, Streptophyta, Magnoliopsida, Malvales, Dipterocarpaceae. The record is from the annotation of a GenBank genome assembly.